This is a messenger RNA of Pygocentrus nattereri (red-bellied piranha), 4626 nucleotides long. RefSeq names its product xeroderma pigmentosum, complementation group C (gene xpc). Lineage: Eukaryota; Metazoa; Chordata; Actinopteri; Characiformes; Serrasalmidae. The transcript is spliced from 15 exons. The record is from RefSeq and is a predicted model, not a curated record. Gene Ontology annotation, biological process: nucleotide-excision repair; mismatch repair. Gene Ontology annotation, molecular function: single-stranded DNA binding; damaged DNA binding. The coding region runs from base 217 to 2865 and encodes 882 amino acids. Gene Ontology annotation, cellular component: nucleus; XPC complex; cytoplasm.
GAAGUGGAUGUGACGUCUGCAGAGCCCUCGGCUUCAGGGCAGCAGCGCUUUUUCUGUGUUAUGAAAGGAUGGAGGUGUCGUGUUGAGUAACUGCGAGGUGUGAAUGCGUUUACAUAAGUUGCUCCACGUGUAGUGUCCCCAGGGCCUUCUCUCCAACUGCACCGGACCGCUGAACUCUGUACAGUGCGAAACUGAAACGGACUGCUCGUCGGCAUCAUGGCUAAACAUAAAAAUAUAGCAGAUGAAAAGGACACAACAAAGAAACUGAAGCAGGUUGCGAAGAAGAGCAAAGCUCCCAAAACGCCGAAGACCAAAGAAAACACCACUGGAGCCAAAAAUGUCCCCAAGAACUCAAAGCCCAGAGGCCGAGCAUCAAAAAAGGUCACAAAGCCAGUGAAGGAAGAGCCUGAGGACAUGAGUGAUUCCAGCGAGGACGUAGGUGUGACAUUUCCAGAGUGCAAGAUACCAAACGACAAGAUGAAAGAAGAAGAGGAUGGCGAGAGUGAGGAGAGUGAUGAAGAUGAGUGGGAGGAAGUGGAAGAACUGCCAGGCCCGUUGGGACCCGUGGAUACCGAGCUGGAGCCUGCAGUCCCAUCUCAGCCAGUAGAGAUUGAGAUCGAGACAGCUGAGGCCAUGCACAAGAGACAGAGGAAGGAGAAGCGGCAGGCUGAAUUUGAGACUUACCUGCGCCGGAUGAUGAAGCGCUUUAACAAGGAGCUGCUGGAAGAUACACACAAGGUUCACCUGCUGUGUUUAUUGGCCGGUGGGCUGUUCCGGAACCGCCUCUGCUGUGAGCCUGAUCUGUUGGCCAUUGCACUGUCCUUACUGCCAGUUCACUUCACCAGUGUUGUUACAGAACGUAUCAAUACAGGUUUCCUUGAGGGCCUUUUGAAGUGGUUUAGAGUGACGUUUACGCUAAACCCUGAGCUUCCUGAAGAGAAGGGUGUGGAACUGCGAGAGGUGCUGGAGAGACGUUUGGGGAGUCUGUCAGCACGUGAUCAUCAAGAGAUGACCUAUCUAUUCCUCCUGGUACUACGGUCACUGCAACUAUUCUGUCGAUUGGUGCUCUCAUUACAGCCUGUACCGUUCAAACAACCAGCUAAAAAGGAUAAAACUCAAAGCUCCACCAGUCCUGCUGCCAAAAAUAUUUCUGAUGAACCUGAUGAAAAGCCAGAAAAACCCAAAGUCUCUCCUGGCUUCAAACGAUCAUCUGCCAACACUGCGACUAAGAGGCAGAGGGGAGGAAAGAAGCAGAAAAAGAAUGAGAGUGGAAAGGAAGAUGAAGAAAAAGAAGCAGCUGUGGGGCAACGGCCAAAAAACACCAAAAGGAGGAGUAUUGCAUCAAAAGUGUCAUAUAAAGAAGAGAGCAGUGAGGAGGAGGAGGAAGCUAGUGAGGGGGAGGAGUUUCAGCUGACCAGUGAGGAAGAGAGUGAUGACUCAAAAGAUGGAGCUAAGAGGUCGAAAAGGUGUUCAAAGACUAAAAGAAAGGACAAAGGCAAGGUGCAGCGACGGUCAAGUGGGGUUAAAAAGGGUGCAAAGAAAGAAGAGGAGGAUGUUGACUAUGAAGAAGAAGAACAAGAAGAAACAAAGAGUCAAGGGAGGCGCAGGCAUGGAAAAGGAGAUGACGAGUGGAUAGAGGUGUACCUUGAUGGGGCAAAGAGGUGGGUGUGUGUUGAUGUUAAUCAAGGAGUGGGCAAACCGCAGCUCUGCACCAAUCAGGCCACUCAGCCCAUUACAUACGUCGUGGGAGUAGACAGUGAUGGCUACCUAAAAGACCUGAGCGCUAGGUAUGACCCCACCUGGCUUACAUCAUCACGGCGACGACGCAUUGAUUCAGAGUGGUGGGAGGAGACUUUAGAUUUCUACGAGUGUCCAGACUCUGAAAGAGAGCAGCAGGAGGACAAAGAGCUACAAGAUAAGUUGUUGGAUAAGCCACUGCCAACCUCCGUAUCUGAGUACAAAAACCACCCUCUGUAUGCACUGGAGAGACACCUGCUGAAAUACGAGGCCCUGUACCCCCGCACUGCAGCCAUCCUGGGUUACUGCAGAGGAGAAGCUGUCUACUCACGGGAUUGUGUCCACACGCUGCAUUCCAAGGACACCUGGCUAAAGGAAGCACGCACUGUCCGGCUCGGGGAGGAGCCUUACAAGAUGGUGAAGGGCUUUUCAAACCGAUCACGCAAAGCCAGGAUGAUGUCUGAGCAGAAGGAUUACAAGGACCUGGCCCUGUUUGGCCACUGGCAGACUGAGGAGUACCAGCCUCCUUUAGCCAUCGACGGCAGGGUUCCACGUAAUGAGUUUGGAAACGUGUACAUGUUUAAACCGUGCAUGUUGCCAGUGGGUUGUGUGCACUUACGUCUGCCCAGCCUGCACAGAGUGGCUCGCAAACUCGACCUCGACUGUGCUGCUGCAGUAACAGGCUUUGAUUACCAUGGAGGAUACUCUCACGCUGUCACCGACGGCUACAUUGUGUGCGAGGAACACCAAGAAAUUCUGAAAGCUGCCUGGGAGAACGAGCAAGAGAUACAGCAGAAAAAGGAACAAGAGAAGCGUGAGAAACGAGCUUUGUCGAACUGGACACUGCUAGUGAAAGGCCUUCUGAUCAAAGAGAGGCUUCAGCGUCGUUAUGGGCAACAGGGCUUGGCAAAGGGCACUGGAUUGGGGCAGGGCGGUGAAGUUGGGGCCGGAUUAUCAUCUGGAGAGGAGGAUGAAGGUGGAGCUCACACUGCCCCACCUAUGCUGGCUGCAUCGUGGCCGCAAAACAGACAGGAGGAGCAGGAUGAGGGAGGAGCUAAGAAGUCUCUCAGUAGAAGAGAGAGGCGUGGCCAGGAUAAACAUCUCUUCCCUUUUGAAAAAAGCAAGUGAAUGUUUGCCUCUCUGUGCCACAACAACAUUUCAAAUGCUGCAUAAGCAUUUUCCCCUUAAUAAACAGUUUUGCACUUCUUUACCAGCAGGUAUUCCAUUGCAAAUCUGUGCAACAAGUUCAUCCAUUCAGUUUGGCCUAUCUAUUCAGUUAUCCUGCUUAGUUAAAAGUACAAUAAGCAAAAUCAUUUCUUCAAAAUCAAAUCAUUGAGAUGUAAACAAAGUCGAUCUCAGUUGUCUUUUUUGUAAAAUGGUGCAUCGUAGAGGAACUUGCCAACUAAAAUUUCUUUACAACGGUGUUGAUAGGAACAAGGGGUCAUAAAAUCUACAAAUGCAAUUGGCAUCCAAAAUGACCAGUGAACCUACAGGUGUCUUCUGAGUUUUUAUAUAAUGAUGAUAAUGGGAAAAUAGUAGUAAAUCUGAAAAAGUAGAUUUUCUUUGGGUACUAUUUUGCCUUAUGAUGCCUUGCCUGUACCUCUCUGCCAUGAAUGGAUGUUAAAAAUGUAUGUUUUAGGGCAAAAUGUCUUCUCAGAACUAUCAUAAAAAUUCUAAGCCAGCAUAUUCAUAACUGUUUUGGUAAUGAUUUUCUAUGAUGGAGCUUGUAGAGGCAUUAACGUCUUCAGACACCAGUAAGUUUCUCUAGAACCGCCUUUCACAAAAAAAAACACCAGAAUGAAUUAGUUUACAUCUUAAUUAUUUAAUCAUGCAGAAGUUUUGAAAACUAGUUAGAAUUCUCCUUUAAUUUCAGUGUAUACUGACCUAAUAAUCCCCAACAACCACCAACUUUCUAAUGUUGCCAUUUGAAUUUGGAAUGAUCCAGAAUAAGAACUGAUGAGCCAAACGAACUGGUUUGAAUAGAGAAAUAACAGAUUAGAACAGUGUAAAUGGGCGGAGAACAUUCUAGAACAGUGUGGCUGGAUGGAGAACAUCCAAUCAGUCAUACGGAACACUGGAUCAGUAUGGACUUAAGCAAACUUGGCUGAAUCAGAAAGCAUUUGAGACCUUGGACAUUGAAGAGGAGACUGGCUAAGAAAGAUACAGAAGUGAUUAAGCAGGCCUGGGCCGGCCCUGAACUGUCCCAGUGCUGGCAGACAGCAGGGGUCAGGAGGUUCAGGCUUAGCAUGCAGUGUAGAUGGCUAGUCAUAUUGUAAUAAUAGAAUUUAGUGCUUGGUUGUUGCCAGUCCCAUGGAAGCACAAGAGUAAGACUGACCUGAAUUGAUCUGUAUCACUCAUUUCUAUAGAGAAGAAACCCAUUAUCCAAGCUCAGUUGCUGCCACCAGCUGGUAUCAACAUGUUCUUCUAAGUUCAGCCAGUAUGGUUUCAUUGUGAAAUUGUAAUGGGGUGUCUGAUUGAUUACGCACUUGUCAUGUGUUUGAAACACUCUCCCCUUUAUCCAGAUUCCAGUGUAGUUGUGCCGUCUGUCUGAGCAAUAUAGUCAUCUGGGAAUGGAGGGAAUUUUGUGCCUGUACUGUAUACAUGAUUACGUGACUACUCUGUAUGCAUGAUUAUUUUUCACACACUUAGUUUGUAUGGCCAGUACACGUCCAGAAAAGAUUCUGUACAGUUUUUUUAUUGAGUUAAACACACAUCAUUAGAUCUUAAAAUUUCUUAGGUUUGUUCAUUCAGGAUUUGUGUUCUUUAAAACAUGAAAGGCAAAGUUUUGAUCAGACUGAUUAUAAUUAUUUUCCAAAUAGUUUUCUAUCAAAGUAUAUUUUUGUAGAACAUGUAAGGCAAAUGCUAAUAAACAAGCUGUUAUGUAACUGA